AUGGUGCAACUUAAUCCACACGUCGACCCCCAUGAUGCUCCCUUGCUCGGCAACGAUCCUUUCACAGAUUCGGCUGCGUGCUCGGUGUCUGAGUGUCUUCCAGAGGGACUGAAUGGAAAGCCUCCGCCGUACCCCUUCCACUGCCCGAACUGGCGAGAGAGCGUCCAGCAGGCCGCCUUACGCCAUAAUGACCCCGCGCCGCACAUCGGGCAAGAUACUUCACAGGGCUCAGACUACGCGCAUGGCGACUCGAACCGCCAACGUGCACGGGAGGCGCACUUCAGCUUCGGGAUCUGGAGAGGUAGUCGACCAUUCACGAGCGUGUACGAUUUUAGCGCAGGUAUGGUUUACGAUGAAUCAUCCGCACACCUUGGUCAACGAGCCCCAGUCCCUCCUCUGACGCAGUCUACGAAGGUCGAUCAGACCUUGUUUGAGCGCGUGAAGAGUUACCCCCGCCGGGGCAUCCCGUGUGGUAUUUUCGAGCUCGGUUUUUCGAAUCAAUCGAGUGCAUUGUGGCUACCGCUUAUUACCGACGCUGUUCUAUUUUCUCAGAGGACGUUCACAACGCCCAUAGCUGCCGUAUUCGCUGUAUGGCAAAGUCGUUAUUCGUCUAUGCACUGCCGGCGCGACAACGGCGGCGCGACAACGGCGAUGAAUACCCGCGACGACAGGGAGCCGGAGAAGGUGCACACCUCGAAUUCGAUCACCGAUGCCGGCGAGGCAGACCCUCCCAACGAAAGAAGCCCGGAAGAAGAUGUUGCUCAGGAUCACGAAAACACAUGGGACGCACUUCGCGAGCCAUGGGCCACUUCGGACCCGAUGCUGGCGUUGGAUCUGGCUGUCAAGCAAAUUCUGCACGCCGUGCGCGUCGUGCUGGCGGACUCCGGCUCGCAGAACGGUACAUCAGUGGCGUACGCGCGAUGUCAUCCAACGGGGAAGACGGACGUGGGACCAAGAGGCUCGAUGCAGGCCCAAGCGAAGAUGCGCCCUCACGGACGCGGCGCCACCCCGCCCACAGAGUUCGCUCGGGGACCACCCGCGACGUCGAAUACAGGUGCCCUCGCGUUCGUUGUACCAAGAAGCACGCGCCAGGCGCUGCCCUUGUUCUCGCACCUGCUCGGGCCAUUUUUCAAAAUGACUCGCAUGGGCAUCGCCACCAUUCCUGCCUAUAAUGUCACCGGUGCUAUGUCCCACACCGCUCAGAUUCGCCCCGACUUCGACGUUGCCUCUCACAACAAUCAAGACCUCGAGGAACACCCACCACAUGCUAUGACAGCACAGGAUAGUGAUUCCGACGUUAAGGAAUGUCAGUGUAUGCCCGAAGCCGCUGAGAAGAUGAAGGUGUCUCUCGUCCUCGCCUACCAAACACUGGAAACUCGGCUUGCGGGUGACAACCGCCUCUCCGCAUUGAGUGUCGACCAGCCCAAAGGGCCGCUCGCACCGGCUGGCACGAUGACGCCAACGUCGCUCUCGCCGCCACAGUCUCACCGCUCGUCUAUCGCCGGCAGUCAACAAAUAUAUAUGCCAUCUGCGCCGUUGUUUGAGCCGCGCUCGCGCUCAGAUAAUGCAGUAACCGGCUCUGAGGAUGCUGCUUUCCCCAUGGACUCCGUCUCGGAGUCUGUGCGCCACUCUCCGGAGACUGCGGUGUCUACAACAGAGCCAGACGAUUCCUACGACUCGGAUUAUGUUGAAUGUUCCUGGCGAAGCAGGUCCAGUCCCAUCUUGUUCGGCGACUAUGGCUUCGACGAGUACUGCUAA
This is a messenger RNA of Trametes versicolor FP-101664 SS1, 1758 nucleotides long. RefSeq lists its product as uncharacterized. The record is from RefSeq and is a predicted model, not a curated record. The coding region runs from base 1 to 1758 and encodes 585 amino acids. The transcript has 16 exons. NCBI's taxonomy places the organism in Eukaryota, Fungi, Basidiomycota, Agaricomycetes, Polyporales, Polyporaceae.